Penicillium argentinense is the source of this 492-nucleotide messenger RNA. RefSeq lists its product as uncharacterized. The transcript has 3 exons. The record is from RefSeq and is a predicted model, not a curated record. The coding region runs from base 1 to 492 and encodes 163 amino acids. NCBI's taxonomy places the organism in Eukaryota, Fungi, Ascomycota, Eurotiomycetes, Eurotiales, Aspergillaceae.
AUGCGUCUCGCAGUCGUCCUUCCAACCCUCGCAACCCUCACCAUGACCAGCGCCGUCCCCGUUGUGCAGGAUCGUAACCCAAUGCCCACGCCCACGCAGCCUGCUGUCCAGUCAGCAUCUACAGCCACCCCGACACCUUCGGCCUCGGCGACUCCUGUCGGACCCUACACCUGCCCACAGAAACAAACCAAGAAGUGCUGCAUGUCGCUAAGUCAGACGUCAAAAAAUCUUAUGAAGCCUUUGGGUGAUCUCUUGCCAAUUCUGCGCGGAGUCCAGAUCAGUUCGUCGGUAUCGUUUCAAUGCAGGGAUAUGCGAGAAAGCGAGGCCCCCGACCAUUGCGUCGACGACGAUUACAGUCCCAUGUGCUGCAUCAACGAGAUCACGGAGGGCAUCGACAAGUGUAAGCCAUUCGCACUCGCCAAGGAAGAAUACUACCGGACAUUUGGAUACGGCCAGGAGAGCCAAGUGGACUUGAUCAAUGACGUUGUUUGA